UGUUACAAAAGGAAUAGAAAAAUGGCUUCUUUCUCGCCAAGUAAAAUGCCCAAGUGCUCACGCUUCAAUGGGAAAUGCAGCCCGGAAAAGGAGGAGCAGCUGCGCGACCAGAUCCACAGCGAGUUGACCAAAGCCCGCUACUGCGCCAACCCGACCUACACGUGCAGCUUGGUACGCAUCAAAGGUUACAAAUAUUGCAUUCGCCACAUUCUCUGGGAUCCACUUGCACCGUAUUGCCGCUGCACAUUCGAGUACUCGAACCGGCGCCAGUGCGUAAACGCGGUGCCCAAGUUUGAUGCCCUAAACAACGAGAUAGUGUCCCCGCUUUGCUUUGAGCACUACAAUCAGCUGCUGGUGCGCAAGAGCCAGAUGACCUUGGGCCGUUUUCGUUGUGGCGUUGAGACCAAUGAGACGCUGCUCAAUAGUCUCUCCCAUCACUUGAAUGUAAAGGAGCCCGAGGCGCCGAAGCCCGUCGAGAAGAAUGAUAAUGACGAUGACGAUGACGAUGAUGUGAUUGAUGUUGUGUCACCCCAUGUGACCCCUUUACUCUCGCAGGAUUAUCGCAACAGUUUGCAGAAUGUGAUAGAUGCGGAGCCUUCGCGUCAUCUCAGUACAGAUUUUGCCUCCGAUUUUUCGAGCGAUGAUGAGGAGCCGCCAUGUGUGCGGAAUACCCUGCCAGAUGUCGAAUUUGAUGAAUCUGAUUAUGAGAGCAUUGACUCUGACUACGACGAUCCUCUGAAGCAUGGCGGUGUUUACACUCGCCCCGAGGCUGUGUACAUUGCUCUAAAAAAGGUGGAAAAACUGCAGUCUCUUUACGGAGAGGAGCUCAAGUUUUUGGCACGCCACUUGCAGAAGCGCCGUCGCCAGUACUUAAUUGACUUGCGCACAGAACAGGAGACCUACUGCAGCAUCAAGGAUCAGAUUAAGAAAUCACCGCACGAGAUGAAGCUCUACGAAAAGCUGAAGGCUCUCAACAGCUAUCAUCGUCGGCAGGGCAAAGAGGCGUAUUUCUACAAGCGAUACAGAGAGAAACGCGAGCAGUCCAAGCCGGACUACGUGCCCAAGAGCUCCUACGUCUCAAAGUGCAUCUUCAAAUUGUUUGGCCAUCGGUGUGGCAUGCCGGCGAUACAGUCCACCAAGCACUGCCGCAAGCAUAUCCUAUCGGACAAGCGCCAGAUGAUAUUCCGUGUUUGCGGCGGGGAACGCAACGGGAAUGUAUGCCAGGAGCCCGUCUGGGACCUCUGGGACGAGACAUGUGAGCUACAUCGCUCCUUGGAGCCACCCAAGAAACAGUAUAAACAAAAGUUCUAUGAACCAAAGCUUGAUGAGCCAAUUGAACAUAUGUUUGCUCCUCGUUACGCUGUCGCUGAUCUCACACGAACUGAACCGGCCCCAGCGUCUGAAAAUAUGAAUACAACAGCUAAUGCAUUUGACUUAGAUAUUGAAACAGUAACAGAGCUGGACAACUUUAUAACCCAUGGGCUUACAGAUGCUGCCAAUGAAGUAGACAUAGAUACAAUCCCAGAUCAAGCCAAUAUCGAAAUUGAACCAGUCUAUGAAGAGACUGUGUUAACUGAAGUUGGUCAGGCCAAUUGCAAUCUCAACGACAUAUUGACACUGUUCGACGGCAUGGGCACAGCCCCUUGGUUUGACUCCACUGGCGAAGAGUACAAAAAAUAACCAAUCCAACUACCACGCA
Messenger RNA from Drosophila guanche, 1699 nucleotides. Its product is annotated as KAT8 regulatory NSL complex subunit 2-like. The record is from RefSeq and is a predicted model, not a curated record. Gene Ontology annotation, cellular component: NSL complex. Lineage: Eukaryota; Metazoa; Arthropoda; Insecta; Diptera; Drosophilidae. The transcript has 5 exons. Bases 22 to 1680 code for a protein of 552 amino acids.